UGCGUUUCUUUCUCCUUCUUUGUGUUGUGAUGUGCAGGGAGGGCUUGUGGUAUGGCUGUGGAGGGGCAUCUGGGCCUCAACGACUUAGAAGUAAGCAGAGCAUUAUGAGAGGGUCUAGGCUGGGGCUGUGUGGCAAAGGAGCAGAGUGUAGAUUUGUACUCAGAGGGAGACAGUAGCUGGACCCAGAUUAGAGCUGCUUUGAUGAGGGAGGAAGGUCAGGCCAGCGGUGGCUCAGCUUAGCCCAGCACUCCCUUCACCCCCACCUAAAGAGAGAGGUGACUUCCAGGAUGAGGGUGCCAGGGUAGGAGCCAAGAUAAGACUGUCUCUCAAAGGCAAUGCAGGGUGAGAGCCACCACCUGAGGGUCAAGAGUGGUAGGUUAGGGAGAAAGGAAGCAGUUUGGCAGUAAGGUGGCAGGCUAUGGCUGCCCUCUGACUACAUGACAGUAGGCUUCUAUCUAGUCACCUACCCUCCUAGAGCCACCCAGUUAGUUAUGUACCCUCUACCAUGUAGUGGUGGGCUACCUUUCCUUGUCUCAUGCUGGCUGGCAAACACCACAUUGUGAUAGCUGAAGCCCCUCCCCCAAGGAGUUUGGUGAAAUACUUGGGACCUGCGUGUGUUCCAUAGGCUUUCCCAAGUGCCUGUUCCGUGGACUGGCAUAGGCCAGCAGAUUGAGGAAACAGCAUGACUUGGAGCUGAGCCUUGCCCUGUUUGUGUAGAGUAGUUCGCAGUAUGGAGACAGGCUCCACCAAGCAUGUAUGCAGUGGCCCUUUAAGGGCCAGUAAUGCCAAUUCAUAGCUGAUACCCUGUUGAAAUUCAGGUGUGCUGAGGAGGCUGGCUGGUCUGUAAGCAUAUCAGAGCCUCACAGAACAGAGGUGCUGGGUGUGGCCUCAGAGGCUGGAAAGAAGCAGCUUAGCAACCACUGGGCCCAAUCUUAUUUUCCAAACAUGUAGUUCAAAGCUGAGACCUGCAGCAGGGCAACGACUGUCUUGGUGACUUGCCCACUUCUUCACCUCAUUCCCGGCCAUCAGCCCCACUGCUGGCCUGUGUUUAGGCCUCUUCCCUUAGGCUUGUAUUGGGACACCUAUCCCUUGGCUGUUCUCUGCUCCAGCACUGUGGGCCCGGGGCAGAGAGAAUCAGCCGAGGUUCAUCUGUUUGGUGGACACUUGGGCCAUCCCAGCAGGAAUGGAGCUGCUUCAGCCAUUGCGCCUUCCUUCCAAUUCACAUAGACUGUGUAUCUGCAAUUGGGUCACUUCCCGCUGUUAGCUCCACCCUCACUGAGCAGCCACCCUUAUCCUAUGUGCUGGCCUCUCUCACAGAGAUUCUUUUGGUAACUGGGUCUCUGCUUCUGGCUCUUAAAACCUGUUCUUCACCCAGCAGCCAUUCAGUACCAGUCAAGUCUGUCCAUCUGCUCAGAACCUUCCACGGGCCUCCUGCCUCAUGAGUACUGUAACUUUCCGCUUAUUCCACCCAGCUAAUACUGGCCUCUGGCACAGAGGCGCCAACCUCAGGACCUUUGGAUUUCUUCCAUAGCCUAGAACUCUUCUCUUAACAGGACUCUAUCCUCCCUCCUUCUGUGGCCUCUCACCCUCAAAUUCAGUCCUGCCCACGCCCAGACCGCCUGCCCUUUGUCUACCCAGGAUUCCCCUCUUCAGCCCAUACCACUUUCUAACAGGUUACCCAUGGUCUCAUGCUAGGGUGGACAUUUAAUGAAAGCCAGGCCUUUGCCUUUCUCUCCUGGAACCACACGGCUCUUGCAUAAGAGCUGUUCAGUUAGAGUGAGUGAGUGCACACGGUCUGUUCCCAUUGCCACAGCUCUGACCUUGUUGUUCUGGUCCCUCUGUUUAAUGUGUAGCCCAGGGAUCACACAUAUGCACCAUGCUUGUCUCAUCUCUUUUGUUAGCAUUAACUGGCUUUAGGGUGGAGGAUCUGAAGAUAGGACUUGAAUGGUCUGGGGCAGAGGGGCUGCCCAGAGGCCCCCUGGGGUUAUGCAUCUGAGCGUUGAGCUGUAUUACUGGCCUCCAUAGCCACCUCUGUGCUUGUCUAGUGUCAAGGUAGGACUGGGCUGGGGCUGGCCACACAGAGCUGGUUCCUAGUACCAGGGCCCAAGGUCAUGGAAGGAACCCUUCCUGAGCCCUAACAUGAGGAACAUGGCCUUGUGCCUUCCCUAGGGGAGGAGCCUUGCCUUCCUAGAAUAGAAGGGCGGGGUUUAUUCAUCCCUCCCUCAGGGCUCACGGCCUGCUCUCCACGUCUUCCAACCUCUGCUCCCCUUCCAGAGUGCAGCCUUCUUGCCUCUGCUCUUUGCUGUUGGCCCACGUAGGCCCAGACCAUCUGUCUCCUCCCCUCUGCUCCACAUGGCAGCACACGCCAAAGAUGAGUCAAGGACCUACCCUCCUCUCCUGCGGAAUUAUGGAAAAUGACAGAUGGCGAGACCUGGAUAGAAAAUGCCCUCUUCAGAUUGACCAGCCAAGCGCCAGCAUCUGGGAAUGUCUGCCUGAAAAGUGUCAGGAUGGCUCUCUGUGGCACCAGGAGGCGGUGACUGCCUGUGCAGUGACCAGUCUAAUCAAAGACCUCAACAUAAAUGACCACAAUGGGAACCCCUCAGCUCCUCCCAGUAAACGCCAGUGCCGGUCACUAUCCUUCUCUGAUGAGAUGUCCAGUUGCCGGACGUCAUGGCGGCCCUUGGGGUCCAAAGUCUGGACUCCCGUGGAGAAGAGACGAUGCUACAGCGGAGGCAGUGUCCAGCGCUACUCCAAUGGUGUCAGCCCCAUGCAGCGGAGCUCUAGCUUCAGCCUCCCUGCCCGGGCUAAUGGGCUCUCUUCACCUUGCCACCAGUCAAGCCUGCACCACCGCUUUGGGGGACAACCCUGCCGAGGAGCGCCAGGCUCCGCCCCUUGUGGGCGGGUGGGGGAUAGCUGGAGCCCAGACCCACACCCUGUGGGAGGGGGCCGGCUGGACCUGCAAAGGUCUCUCUCCUGCUCACAUGAGCAGUUUUCCUUCCCAGAAUACUGUCCCCCCUCAGCCAACAGCACACCUGCCUCAACGCCAGAGCUGGCAAGACGCUCCAGUGGGCUUGCCCGCAGCCGCUCCCAGCCGUGUGUCCUUAAUGACAAGAAGAUCGGUGUGAAACGGCGGCGUCCAGACGAAGUGCAGGAGCAAAGACCUUCGCUAGACCUUGCCAAGAUGGCACAGAACUGUCAGACCUUCAGCAGCCUCAGUUGCCUGAACAUGGGGGUGGACGAGCACAGCUCUCAGAGCCCCUUUGCCCUCGUCAGCAGUACCCGAUCCUGGACCGCAUUGCUCUCAGCCUCCAGCCCAGGGGGCAGGACUCCCGCUGGGACCCCAGUUCCUGAGCCUGUUCCGGAGCCUGUCCCCCACUCCUUUGAUGACCAGUUUACGGGCCAGGAGGACCUAUCCUGUGAUGAGUCAGAUGGCUGCAGUCUGGAUGAGGAUUGCUGCAGGAAGGGGGAGCCGGCCACAGCCUGGCGGGACAGGGGAGCCUGCAGGAACAGCCUCUGCUCUCUGGACGGCGAGCUGGACAUUGAGCAGAUAGAGAACAACUGAGGGCCAUGGCCAUGGUCUGGGGAGGAGGCUUUCCUCUAGGCACUCCAGAGGGGCUCCUGGCUCCUGGGUCUGGCAAAAGCUCCCCGAAAAAGGAGCCCAGCCAUUUUCCAAGGAACCAGCCAGCACCCUGCAGUGCCCAAAUUUGUGAAGGCAACUUGGCUACACCUCACAGGCAGCAGCUGGCCUCCCACCAGUUCCAUGGAACUACUGUAGCCUAAAAACAGGUUUUCGGUUUGGUCUCCUCCUCUUUGCUCCUUAUGGAGUGCUGGGUAGCCACUCUCCAGCAGGGCUGGGCCAGCUGCAUCCUUCAAGCAGGGUGCUAGGGACCUGAGCACCCUUAUAGCCCCGCUCAGGUUCCUCCUGAGGAGUUACCCAAAGCCUCCUUUAUUUAGUUUACUCCGUGCCUUCUCUCCCAGGUCUCCCUGGCCCAGGCUUGGAAAGGUUCGGGAGACACCUCUUGUAGUGACAGCAGACCGUGUGGCCUUAAUCCAUUUGGGGCACUGGCAGGGAUUCUGGGAUAAUCCAUGUCCCAUUUUUCGGGAUCAGGGGAUAGGUUAGGGAUGACCAGAAGCCAUCCAUACUGGGUAGGCAUUCAGUGGUUGUGUUGACUGAAAGGUGGGCCUGUCAGCUCUCCCACGGCACCAAGAAUCACCCACAUCUCUGCCACCUCAGGGGCUGCCUUGGCAAGGCUGGCAUUGGUAGCCUUCCUACUGUCUCCAGUCCCUGAGUGCUGAGCUCAGUGGAUUCAGUUAUGUAUAGAGAUGUCAGUGACAAGAUGACCUCUUCAUAGUGUCCUCAGGAUCUACAGGCAGGUGCAGGAGUCUUGGCCCUGUGUACAUUCCUGGGCAGAGGGGUGUCUGCUGCAUGCUUGCCGGCUAGCCACUCUGCAGGCUUCCCUCUGUAGCAGUCAUGUUGGGGGCCUGGAAGCCUCCGCUGCAUUCCUGGCACAUGGUUGCUUGUUCACAGACACUGCUGGCUUUAAUGAAAGCAUACCGCCAUUGGCUUCAAGACACCCCAUCCCACCCCCCAGUCCACUGAUGUGAGCCCAGCCCUGAGGCUCUCCUCUGCAGGCCCAGCCACAGCAUGGCUUGAAUCACACUCCUGCGUGCAGCUCCUCACUCCCAGCGUAAUUCCCAGAGGGCAUCCAUUCAGGCAGCUCCCUCAGUCCUCCCUGCAGACAUGCUACAGGGCUCUGCACUUUGGGACUCUGGCUUUUAGCAAACUUGGCAUCUUCUGCAGACAAUAGCAAGUGGGCUGGCUUACACAAGUGGCUUGUUUUCCCAUACGGCUAAAAGUAACUGGUGCAUUCUCUUGGGUUCUCGGACAUGUGAUCUAGGCACGUUUGUAGUUGCUCUGCUGUGCCUACCCUCGAGGUUUCAUCCUCUGCUGGCUGAGCCCAAAUGGUUGUUACCUUUCUCCUAAAGACCUCAGUGGGAAUCCUUUGUUUAAACUUUAAUUUGUCUAUUCACCAGAAGAACAGAGGCUCAAGUUCUGAUGUAUAGGCAACAUUUCUUUAAAAUCAGACCCAAAGGUACAGAAAGCCCCGCACUCCAAUAACCCCAGGUCAGGUAGCCUGGUGAGUACAUGUGGUGGUGGUAGGGGGUCCAGAUGGCCUAGGGGGCACUAAAAAGGCAAAGUAGAAAGCUAGUGAAUGCAUGACAUAGAACCCUGCCGGGUGGGUCACAGAGGGAGGUAGUUAAGAGGGUGUGGGGUGUAUACACCAGUGCCCUGUUCCCCAGAGAGCCCACAGUGGAUGAUUUUGUUAUCUGAAAUAACUUCAUCAUGCUUAAAGCCAUCCCCAAGGAAAAGAGAGGCUGGGCCCUGUCCCCUGGUCUGCUUCACAUAGCCUGCUAAGGCCAAAGCAUAGGCCGGUUGCCAGCUGCCUCCCCUGGGGACUGGGGCCAGGGGCUCCUGGUGGCAGGUGUGUGUCCUAAGGCUGUUGCGUGGAUGACUUAAUCUUAGACUAGGUCCCUUGAGCCUGGUGGCUGAAGGACAAACAGGAACUUGCUGAGUGACAGCUUAUCUUUCCUUCCUGCCUCUAGGAGACUGUUCCCCUGGGCAGAAAUGUUCCAAACCUGGGGUAGGCAUUGGCCCUUUCUAACUUCCUCAGGCUUCUCUUGACUGCCCCUGUCUGGCUAAGGCCUCAGCCCAAGCCCCCAGCAAAAGCAGCCAGAAAAGAUGGCGGUAGCUUUUCUGUCCAGUGUGUUCAUUUGCUGAUGUUCUUUUCAUCAAGCAAAGCAGAUUUUGUCUAAAAGGUUUCUAGUCACUAUUAGCAGUCACGUGACCCAGACAAGACCCACUCAUGGACCCCACUCACUGGCCCCUCACCUCUCGUCUUGGAUAUCCUAGAGGAAGGUUCACCUGAGAGGUCGCCCUGGCUCCCAUAUACUCGGCACCACAGGCAGCAGGCAGACUGGCUUGCCUCACUGGGAUCCCUGGCUUCAGUGCAGGCAACAGCAAAUGCCAUCCCCUCGAGAGGCUGAGGGUGGGCUUGUUCGCUCACUCGUCCAGGCAGCCUGAAGGUCCAGAGCAUCCACCGAAGCCAACUGGGACCCAACAGGGCCUCUGAGCACAUGACUCCCGGUCACUCCAGAGGCCGCCACCGACACAGUUGCUGGGAACCUGACCUGAGUUCAGGGCAGCAGCCUAGACAGUUUACAUGACUGCCCACUCUUGCCUUACUCAUGCGUGGUGAAGGUAAAAGCUGGCCAGCACCUCGGCCUCCAGUAGGCCUGUAACUUGCUCUGCCCACACAUGCAGAUGCAUAUUCUCAGAAAGCCUUACUUUAAAAAAUUUUUUUUUUCUUUUUGUAGCAGGGAAGUUUUCUAAAUUUGUAUGCAGGAAGAAAAGUUAAAUAAAAGAAAGGUCCACAUUAAACAGGAAAUGCCCCCACCCCAAUUUCUAGAUGAGUCUCCUAUGCAGAUCAAUGGCCAUACUUUUUUAUGGGUUCAUUCAAUGUCCACAGCAGUUAGAACUCACCCCUGGAUCCUGCACCCCAUUUCCACUGAUGUGGUUAAAAUUACUUGAAUGAUGGCCACUUAAAAAUAUAAGCCAGGUGCCAGGGCUCAGGGACCCUCUGCCCAUACAGCCCCUGAUGCUGCUCCUUGCCAUACCCAUGCCACUGGUCCAGCCCCGCCCCGCCCCGCCCCACCCCGCCCCCCAGUGCUACCCUGAAGGAGGAAGGGAAAGAUACUUUAAAUUGCAGGCUGUUGGGGCUCUUUAGGCUAGGUAGGGUAGCCUGACAGUAGCAUAGUCUCAUUGGCAAAUGAAGUGCGUUGUCAGUGUUGCGGGGGUGCCCAGGGGUCAGGGACAGAUGGGCCUGCAGGCUGUGCUAGGGCCACGUGUGCUCAGCGGUACUGUUUCAGGCAGUGUGGUGAACGGAGGGUGCGGUGGUCAGGCCCCCACCAGGACGGCAGCCCAUGCUGGGUCUUCUCACUAGCACCGCACACCACUGCCUGCCUUCCCCCACAGGCCGCGACUGUCUUGCACUACAGCCGCUCUAGUCUCAGGAAUUUGCUUGUUACUUUUACUGUGUAAAUAAAGCUUCCUGGUUCAACACCCA
Molecule: messenger RNA, 7124 nt
Organism: Rattus norvegicus (Norway rat)
Lineage: Eukaryota; Metazoa; Chordata; Mammalia; Rodentia; Muridae
Gene: Fam53b
Product: family with sequence similarity 53, member B
Biological process (GO): regulation of canonical Wnt signaling pathway; positive regulation of canonical Wnt signaling pathway
Cellular component (GO): nucleus
Source: RefSeq, a predicted model, not a curated record